Messenger RNA from Thermothielavioides terrestris NRRL 8126, 2634 nucleotides. RefSeq names its product glycoside hydrolase family 92 protein. The record is from RefSeq and is a predicted model, not a curated record. Gene Ontology annotation, molecular function: carbohydrate binding; peptide-N4-(N-acetyl-beta-glucosaminyl)asparagine amidase activity. Gene Ontology annotation, cellular component: cytosol; nucleus. Gene Ontology annotation, biological process: protein quality control for misfolded or incompletely synthesized proteins; carbohydrate metabolic process; protein deglycosylation. Lineage: Eukaryota; Fungi; Ascomycota; Sordariomycetes; Sordariales; Chaetomiaceae. Bases 113 to 2587 code for a protein of 824 amino acids. The transcript is spliced from 5 exons.
CUAAAUACGGCGGUUAUAUCCGCUGGCCGAUCGCCGCCGCCGCGGCCUGGAGGAUCCCUUCAGUCUCGUCAAACAGCAGCUGAGCGUCUGCCAUGUCGCCGCUUGCACCAUCAUGGCCCUCCUCCUCGCGUCCGGCUGGUUGGUCCUGGCAGGCACCGUGCUGGCCCAGGACGCCUUCGACCCCCUCGCAUACGUCGACCCCCUGAUCGGGGCCAGCAAUGGCGGCAACGUCUUCCCCGGUGCUUCUCUGCCGUACGGCAUGGCCAAGGCCGUCGCCGACACCAAUAGCCCCAGCCGGCAGGGCGGCUUCACUCUGGACGGCUCCCCCGUGACCGGCUUCAGCAUGAUGCACGACAGCGGCACCGGCGGCAGUCCGAGCCUGGGCAACUUCGCCCUGUUCGCCUACACGAACUGCCCGGGCGGGGACAUCGACCGCUGCGUCUUCCCCAAGAAGGCCCGCGCCGCCUUUGGCAGCUUUCGCAACACCAGCGUGUCUGCGAAGCCCGGCACCUUCGGCAUCACGCUGGACACCGGCAUCCGGGCCGAGAUGACCACGACCCAGCACGCUGCGCUCUUUAGCUUCACCUUUCCUUCUGUCGGAGCCGACGACGAGCCGGCCAAGCCACUGAUUCUGCAGGAUCUCACGGAUCUGGCCGACUCGAGGCAGGACAAUGCCUCCGUGGCCGUGGACCCAACGACAGGACGCAUCACGGGGAGCGCCCGCUUCUUGCCGAGCUUCGGUACCGGGAAUUUCGUCUUGCACUUCUGCACCGACUUCCAUGGUGCCGGUGUACUCGACAGUGGCAUCUUUGUUGAUAGCAGGGCCAGCACCGCCGUCCAGAACUUGACAAUCUCGAGGUCCAUCAACGGCUAUCCGCUUCCCGGCGGCGCUUUUGUCAGGUUCAACUCGGCCGCCGAACCUAUCCUCGUCCGGACUGCUACCAGCUUCAUCAGCGUCGAACGGGCGUGCGAGCAUGCCGAGACCGAGAUCCCGGACUUUGACUUCACUGCUGUUUCCGAGGCUGCGACGGCGGCCUGGAGGGAAAAGAUGAGCCCGAUCAGGGUGUCGACAAACAAGGUGGACGGCUCCAUGUUGACAAACUUCUACAGCGGCAUCUACCGGACCAUGAUCAACCCACAGAACUACACGGGCGAGAAUCCGCUCUGGUCCAGCGACGAGCCGUACUUUGACUCGUUCUACUGCAUCUGGGACCUAUUCCGAUCACAACUCCCGCUUUUGACCAUCACGGAUCCCACCGCGGUUACCGAAAUGAUCCGCUCACUAAUCGACACUUACCGCCACCUGGGAUGGCUGCCGGAUUGCCGGAUGAGUCUCAGCAAGGGCUACACCCAGGGUGGGUCCAAUGCCGACGUCGUGCUUGCGGACGCCUACGUCAAGGGGUUGCAGGGUGGAAUCAACUGGGACGAUGGGUACGCCGCCGUCGUGAAGGACGCCGAAGUUGAACCCUACGACUGGUGCUGUGAGGGGCGUGGAGGCCUGGACAGCUGGAAGUCCCUCGGCUACAUUCCGGUCCAAGACUUCGACUACAAGGGAUUUGGCACCAUGACCCGGAGCAUCUCGCGCACGCUCGAAUACGCCUACAACGACUUUUGCAUCUCCCAGAUGGCCGAAGGCCUCGGUAAGACCAGCGACAAGGAGAAGUACCUCGAGUCGAGCGGCAACUGGCAAAACCUCUUCAAGGCCGACCAAGUCUCCACUUGGUGGAACGGCACCCAGACAGGUUUCACAGGCUUCUUCCAGCCGCGGUACCUGAACAAGACGUGGGGCUAUCAAGACCCCCUGAACUGCAGCAACCUCGACUCGUUCAGCGUCUGCUCUCUGCAAAACACCGGCCGCGAGACCUUUGAGAGCAGCAUUUGGGAGUACGGCUUCUUCGUCCCGCACGACCAAGCCUCCCUCAUAACCCUCUACGGCGGCCCGGCGAGCUUCGUGUCCCGGCUCAACUACCUGCACGACCGGUCCAUCACGUUCAUCGGCAACGAGCCGGCCUUCCUCACCGUGUUCCAGUACCACUACGCCGGCCGCCCGGCGCUCUCGGCGCUGCGCUCGCACUUCUACAUCCCGUCCUCCUUCCGGCCGACGCCCGACGGCCUGCCGGGCAACGACGACAGCGGCGCGAUGGGCGCGUUCCUGGCCUUCGCCAUGAUCGGCCUGUUCCCGAACCCGGGCCAGGACGUCUACCUGAUCACGCCGCCCUUCUUCGAGGAGGUCAACGUGACGCACCCGCUCACCGGCCGCACCGCCCGCGUGCGCGCCCUCGGCCUCGACCCGCCGGCCUACGCCAACCUGUACAUCCAGAGCGCCACGCUCGACGGCCGCCCCUACUCCCGCAACUGGCUCGACCACAGCUUCUUCACCGAGGGCAAGGAGCUGGUCCUCACCCUCGGCCGCAACGAGAGCGCCUGGGGCACCAGGGUCGAGGAUCUGCCGCCGAGUCUGGGCAAGUAUCUGGGGUUCGGCGCGGUGAAUGGCUCGGUUGCGCGGCGGUCGGCGCCCGCGGGGCUCUGGAAGCGGGGGGCUGAUAAGGGCGGGCUUGCCGGGUGGAUGGAUAAGCUGGGGAUGUGAGAUGGGCGGGUGGAACGGUGGACUGGGGCUUCUGGUUCUUUGAUGCG